Messenger RNA from Phacochoerus africanus (Common warthog), 2288 nucleotides. It is a transcript of the gene CEP63, whose product is annotated as centrosomal protein 63. The transcript is spliced from 13 exons. Bases 393 to 2066 code for a protein of 557 amino acids. Gene Ontology annotation, cellular component: centriole. Gene Ontology annotation, biological process: de novo centriole assembly involved in multi-ciliated epithelial cell differentiation; centriole replication. The record is from RefSeq and is a predicted model, not a curated record. Lineage: Eukaryota; Metazoa; Chordata; Mammalia; Artiodactyla; Suidae.
AGUGGUUCUAUUUUCCAGUCUUUUCAUUCUCCGGUGUCUCUAGGACACCCUGUGCAUGCCUCUGUCGUUACAUUUAUCACUCUAGGGGACCAUUUUGAUUAAUUUUUUCUUUCCCGUACAGGACUAUUAAUUCCUUGAAAGGGGCUAUUUCAUCACUGUAUAUCUAGUGGUUAGUGCAACACUGAAUUCUCUGUUGACUAGAGGAGUCCUCUUCUCAGAGUAAUAUAAUUUGAAGAUGAGGCAUUAGAACAAAGGAGUAGAACCUCCACACCACAGUCUUUGGGAAUUACCUAAAGACUGAUUCAGGGUUGAGCUGUGAAAGUUUAAGGAAAAAAGCAGUUUCUCAGGAGUGAAAAGUAGUUUGACAUUGAUGAACAGUUUGAAGAUUUGUGAUGAGAGGAGAAACGUAUAGGAGUUGCCAGAACAAAGGGGAUUUGGUGAUGGAGGCUUUGUUGGAAGGAAUACAAAAUCGUGGACAUGAAGGGGGAUUUUUGACAUCCUGUGAAGCAGAACUACAGGAGCUCAUGAAACAGAUUGACAUAAUGGUAGCUCAUAAAAAAUCUGAGUGGGAAGGACAGACACAUGCUCUAGAAACUUGCCUGGAUGUCCGUGAACGGGAACUCAAGGCUCUCAGGAGUCAGUUGGAUAUGAAACACAAAGAGGUUGGAAUGUUGCGUCAGCAGGUAGAAGAACAUGAAAAAGUCAAGCAAGAGAUGGCCAUGGAGUAUAAGCAGGAGUUAAAGAAACUACAUGAAGAAUUAGGCAGACUGAAGAGAAGCUAUGAAAAGCUACAGAAAAAGCAUGUAAGAGAUUUCAGAGGAAAUACCAAAAAUCACAGGGAAGAUCGGUCUGAAAUUGAGAGGUUAACUGGAAAAAUAGAGGAAUUUCGUCAGAAAUCACUGGACUGGGAGAAGCAGCGCCUGAUUUAUCAGCAACAAGUAUCUUCUCUGGAGGCACAAAGGAAGACUCUGGCUGAACAAUCAGAGAUAAUUCAGGCUCAGCUUGCCAAUCGGAAACAAAAAUUAGAGUCUGUAGAGUUGUCUAGCCAGUCAGAAAUCCAGCACCUGAGCAGUAAGCUGGAGCGGGCCAACGACACUAUCUGUGCCAAUGAGUUGGAAAUAGAGCGCCUCACCAUGAGGGUCAAUGACUUGGUUGGAACCAAUAUGACUAUUAUGCAAGAGCAGCGGCAAAGAGAAGAAAAAUUGAGGGAAUCUGAAAAACUGCUAGAGGUUCUACAAGAAGAAAAGAGAGAAUUGAAGACUGCUCUUCAGACUCAAGAAAAUUUCAUCCGUGAAGCAAGAAUACAAAAAGAGAAGCUCCAAGCAAAAUUAAAGGCAGCUGACACUCAACACACAUUAGAGACCAUGAGGUCACUGGAGGAGGCUCAGGCAGAAAGGGAGUAUCCCUCUCAAGGGCAGGGGGACUUGGAGAAGGUGCUCUCCCGGCUGGAUUUUACCCACACUAGUGAAGAACUUCUGCAAGCGGAGGUGACUCAUCUGGAAGGCAGCUUGGAAUCUGUGAGUGCAACAUGUAAACAGCUGAGCCAAGAGCUAAUGGAAAAAUAUGAAGAGCUGAAGAAGAUGGAAGUGCAUAACAAUGAGUACAGGGCCGAGAUUAAGAAGUUGAAAGAACAGAUUUUACAGGCCGAACAGAGUUAUAGUUCUGUCCUAGAAGGAAUGAAGAUGGAGAUUUCCCAACUAACUCGAGAGUUACAUCAGCGAGAUAUCACUAUUGCUUCCACCAAAAGUUCUUCAUCUGACAUGGAAAGGCGACUUAAAGUAGAGAUACAAAAGGCAGAAGAAAAAGCAGUAGAGCAUAAGGAGAUUUUGAAUCAGCUGGAGUCACUCAAAUUAGAAAAUCGUCAUCUUUCUGAAAUGGUGAUGAAAUUGGAAUUGGGUUUACAUGAGUGUCCCUUGCCUCUGUCUCCUCUUGGUUCAAUUGCUACAAGAUUUUUGGAAGAGGAGGAACUGAGGUCUCAUCAUAUUCUCGAGCGCCUGGAUGCCCAUAUUGAAGAACUAAAACGAGAGAGUGAAAAGACAGUGAAACAAUUCACAGCCCUAAAGUAGCCUCCUAAAAAAUCACAAACAUGGAAUAAAAAUAAACACUGAGGAGUUACUGUCAUCAUGAAGUAGCGGCUCUUUGAAAGCAUGAACAUAUAAAAACCGUGAAGAUGAGACUGCUGUGAGGAAUCUGAGAAACUGAUACUUAGCUCUGAGGUGUUUUCACUGCACUUGUUUGUUUGAAGGACAUUUUCCAGCAGUAACUUGUAAAUAAACCACUUUGCUAGA